AUGAGUAAAUUUAGUAUAAUCGUUUCUAGGGUUGAUAAUGGUGUGGGGCUGUGUGGGUAUCCUUGUGUUAAGUCAGGUUGUUCUUGGAUAUGGUCCUGGUCCUGGAUAUUUUCUGCAGGAUAUAUCGCCUCGAAGGCCUUUGAAUCCGUUUGGAGGCAAUUCUCCUGGUUUUGAGCUGAAUCCAUACCUAGCAUACAGUAAAUCAUCUUACCAGAACUUCAAGAAUCAAAGGAAUGCCCAUGCUUAUCUACCCUAUGGCGCUCCUAAUCUUCAGCUUGGAAAUCAAGAAAUCCACGAAAUCAUCGGCUGUCUUGUCAUACGAGGAUUUUAUGUAUUUGAUAAAACAGAGUUUCGACACUGCAUUGAUGCUAAAACCUUGUAUCAUCUUCGCAGUUUUUCAGUUAAAGAACUGUUCGAUAAUCUUCACCUUGAAGAGCCUCAGCUAAAUGAACCUGGAUGUAUUUUGUUCGACUAUGCUGACCACUAUACCCCAGAUCUUAUCAUUAACAACAAUGUCUGUGUUCGUUAUGAUGGUGGGAGAGGGGGCAAAGGUGGAGGAAAAGGUGGUAAAGGAGCAAGUCCUAAUUACGUGGAAUACUGUGUUGAUUUCAAGAAUACUGCUUUGCUUACUCGGUUUCAUGAAGCUCUACUGACCCAAGACGGAGAAGUUUACGUGUUCAAAGACGCGCCAUACUACCAGCUGAAGAUGGAAUUGCGGAUACCGGGUGGUGUCGAAGAGUUUGAGAUUGACUACGACUGUCCUCAAUUCCCUGAUAAAUCCACAAGUGUUGAGUUUGAAGAGGAAGAUGAUGCAGUGGAAAUAAGCCGUAGUGAAGGUGCAACUGGUAGACCUUAAGUCUUAUUUGCCUGUUUUAUGAUUUAUAAAUAAAUUUUUAUCUAAA
Molecule: messenger RNA, 902 nt
Organism: Eurytemora carolleeae
Lineage: Eukaryota; Metazoa; Arthropoda; Copepoda; Calanoida; Temoridae
Exons: 5
Coding region: 38-856 (272 amino acids)
Source: RefSeq, a predicted model, not a curated record